ACGAGGCUCCUUUUAAUCAUAUAGACAUAUUUUAAAGUUGGAAAGCGGGAGGAAGCUGAUAGUAUAUAUCCAAAUUUACAGUGAUACAAAAAGGAUGAAAAAAAAAAAUAGCAAUAGAAUUGAUAUUGAAUACAUGAGCACUCAGUUGGAAGAAGAUGAAGGAGGGUACUCUGCUUUGAUCAGAGUGUAGGAAAUCUUACGGUGGGGCGUUACAAACGCAGAAACCUAUGAAUGAUGUCAGCGGUGAAACUUAAACGACGUCGUGUUAAGAGGUACCUCUACAACGCAGCGUCAGAAACGGAGGAAAUCAAAAUAUGUGGGCUUGUACAUCAGUUUCAAACGGAGAGCCAUGGUUUUAACUUGGGAUACAACGGAGAAACUAAAGCGACGUCGUUUUAUUAGAAAUCCGGAGUUCAGUGACAUCGUCUUCCUUGGAUUGGGGCUAGGGUUAGCACCUGUGCACCACCGCAAUCAGCAGAAAUGGCGGAGCUGUCAAUCCCAUCAAACAGCGGAGAUUUAGAGGAGCAUGAGCAAGUUAUGAGCGAGGUACACCUGGGCUGCCCUCCUGGUCUCUCUGGCCCCCACAUUUCCAAAUUCACUAUCUCCUUACCACCACAGGGCGCUGAAUCUAUAAGACAAGGGGAAGCAGUUUCAACACAGCAAAAUAUUGAAUUGGAUGAAGAUGGUGAUCUUGUUGUAAAAAGGCGUAACAGACAAUCGAAUCGAAGUUGUUGUUUGAUCAUCCAGCAUAAUAUCACAUCAUCGAUUCCUAAUGUUGGGUUACAGGUGUGGAGAGCAGAAUUGAUAUUGUCGGAUUUUGUGUUGCAUAAGAUUCAUACAUCAUCUGAAUUUGAGGGAAUUGUUUCAUUAGAACUUGGUGCUGGAACAGGGAUGGUUGGUAUAAUUCUUGCAUGUGUUGCUAAGAGAGUGUUCAUAACAGACCAUGGUGAUGAAAUCCUUGACAACUGUGCUAAUAAUGUUCACCUUAAUUCUGAAAUGUUCAAUCAUCAAGCUUCAGUUUAUGUACGUGGACUCAAUUGGAAAAAUUCAUGGCCGCCUACCAUGGAUUCAGAGAGCUCUGAGACUCAGAAAAGGUUUUCUUGGACCGCAUCAGAAGUUGAAGAAGUCCAGGGAGCUUCUUUACUCUUAGCUGCCGAUGUAAUUUACAGUGAUGAUCUGACUGAUGCAUUUUUCAAUACCUUAGAGAGAUUAAUGUCUCAAGGUUCAGAAAAGGUGUUAUACUUGGCACUAGAGAAACGCUACAAUUUUAGUCUUGAUGAUCUUGAUGUUGUUGCGAAUGGAUAUUUGCGUUUCCAAAGUUAUUUGAGGGAUGCAGAAGAAUGUGAAAGCCUUGAACAUGAACCCCUGCCUCGCUUUGUAGGGAAGCCCAUCGAUCUCACACAAAUUCCACAAUAUGUAAGAGAGUACAACAGAGGAAAUGACAUUGAGAUAUGGCAGAUCAAUUUGGCUCAAUUUUAAUGGAGGGUAGCCAAGGCAAUGAGCAUCCAAGCAAUGAAGUUGAAGAAAAUAAUGAAUGGUAUGACACAGUGUGGACUUACAGCUUCAAGCCAAUGUGUGAUGGCUAGUUUCUGAGCCUUCCCAUCCUUGGACAAUCCAUUCCCAAUCUAAAGUCAUGAAGAAAAACAAAAAAUCAUGUACAAAUAUUGAAUGGUUUUUAGCAGAAAAAAGGGUUGAGUUGGUGACCGAAAGCAGAAUGGAAUAGGGUCGGCCUUAGUAUAGAAAUGUACUUUUUUUGGUACCUAUGGAAAAUGCAUUACCAAUCAAGUGGUGCUUGUUGGUUCUGA
Vitis vinifera (wine grape) is the source of this 1805-nucleotide messenger RNA. RefSeq lists its product as uncharacterized. The record is from RefSeq and is a predicted model, not a curated record. Gene Ontology annotation, biological process: protein methylation. Lineage: Eukaryota; Viridiplantae; Streptophyta; Magnoliopsida; Vitales; Vitaceae. Bases 481 to 1479 code for a protein of 332 amino acids. The transcript has 10 exons. Gene Ontology annotation, cellular component: nucleus. Gene Ontology annotation, molecular function: protein methyltransferase activity.